UCUUUCAUAUAGCCUAACGUUAAUUGUAUGUGUAUUUGCAGUGGAUUAAUGUAAUUUUAUAGCCUAAAGGUGUAAACUGGAUGAGGAUUGCAUGACAUCACAAGCCCAUUCAAAGACCACCUGAUGUAUUAUAAAGGAGGGGAACCCACGAGAAACGUUGCAUCCCCGACGAUUUCUCUUGUGUGAAGAUGGCGGUCCCAGCUCAAUCCAACAGGACCGGAUCUGUUAGCAGUCUGGGAAACAGUCCAACGGCAACACCGGGCGGCUUAAACAACAACCACAAGCUGUGGUGCUCACAUGAGCUUGAUUUCAGGUCCGGAGUAAAGAUUGAUGAGCUCAACCGUCUUAUUCAUGAAUUCAGUAAACAAGACCAACGCGAGUAUGAUGACCAGAGGGCAUUGGAAAUACACACAGCCAAGGAUUUCAUCUUCUCCAUGCUCGGCAUGGUGCAAAAGCUCGACCAAAAGUUGCCGGUCGCGAAUGAGUACCUGUUGUUGUCCGGUGGUGUGCGAGAAGGUGUAGUGGACAUGGAUCUUGAUGAGCUCGGUAUCUACAACCGUGGCUCCGAAUAUGACAUGGCCUUCACCCUGUUGGUUCCCGCAUUAAAGCUACACGACCGGAACCAACCCGUUACACUGGAUAUGCGUCAUUCAGCGCUGGGUCACUCGUGGCUCAGCUUAAGACUUUUUGACGAGGGUACCAUCAACCGCUGGAGGGACUGCUGCACGCUGACCGACCAUCUGAAUGGCACCACCAACUACUUCUUCUCGCCUACGCUGGUAGCUGACUGGUUCCAAGAAGCAGUUGGAUUAGUGCUGGCAGAGUUACAGCGCAAGCCGCAAAGGGGCACCCCGAGGGUGGAACGAGUUGAACGACACUGCACGCUGCUGUCCAUGGUGUUAGGUGUGGGCAGCAGCCGCAUGCUUUAUGACAUUAUUCCUGUGGUGUCUUUCAAAGGCUGGCCGGCAGUUGCUCAGAGCUGGUUGAUGGAGAACCACUUCUGGGACGGAAAGAUCACAGAGGAAGAGGUUAUCAGUGGCUUCUAUCUACUGCCUGCCUCCUCAGCCUCUGGUUGCCGGGACAACGAGUGGCGUCUCUCCUUUGCCCGCAGCGAGGUGCAAUUAAAAAAAUGCAUCUCCCCGGGACUCAUGCAAGCUUACCAGGCAUGCAAAGCGAUUAUUAUGAAGCUGCUUGCCCAACCUACAGCUGUCAGUCCAUAUUACUUACGCAGCAUGAUGUUGUGGGCCUGCGACCGGCUACCUACAAGUUAUCUGGCACAAGAAGACUAUGCUGCACACUUUAUGCUCGGUCUCAUUGAUGAUCUGCAGCACUGCCUGGUUAAUAAAACCUGCCCUAACUAUUUCAUUCCCCAGUGUAACAUGUUAGAGCACCUAUGUGAUGAGACUGCCAUGUUUUAUGCUCGUAAGCUGGCGCUGGUACGAUCUGAUCCGGCAGAGCACCUGCGUUCCAUCAUCGAGCAGGCUAAAUCAGCCAAUAGACUUACACAGGACAUGCAGCGCCGUGGAAGCUCCUCUGGUCUGCCUUCUCCACUGGCUGAUCCCUCCUCUGCAGAUCACCAACAGCACGAUGACCGGCUGGCCAAGAAGUUACAGCAGUUGGUGACCGAGAAUCCAGGCAAAUCGAUCUCCGUGUUCAUCAACCCUGAUGAUGUCACACGACCUCACUUCCGUAUCGAUGACAAGUUCUUCUGAGAAACGAGGUCUGUUUUCCCUUCUUCUUUGCUCUCCUUGUAUUGAUCAUGAUUGAACCUGGGGAUGUGCAUGACACUGUCCUGAAACCGGAGCCGUGUCCCUGUGACUGCACACAUCAGAAGUGACUGGAUAAGAACCUCCGCGAGACUGUUAUAAAGAAUCAAAGAUGUAUAAAUCUGGCCUUACUGAAUGGAGAAUGUCAACCUGCUGUUUGGACUGUAGAAUCUGCAGCUGCAGGUGUUUUAAAGAAAGUUUCAUAUCACGGAGACUCAGAGCUGUGUAGGUCUAGGGAAAUUACACAUGAAACAUAUGAAAGUGUGCUCUAGAUGGUAUUGUAUUCUGAAGAAACAAAUGUAACAAAUAUUAGAAUCAGACAUUCCUUUUCUUGUGUUAAUCUGUGCUGAAUCUACACUUGUAUGUUACCUCUUUGUGUUUGUGUCUGCCCUGUUAUGUACUUUGAGGAAACAAGGGCAGAUCAUGUCAGAGGAAGCCAAACAUUUUUCUCUCUAUAAGGGAUUAAAAUCAUGUUCCAUAAGUGCAAUUAUUAGAAUGUUAAGUAUCCCUAUUCUGAGUGAGAGAUUGUAUUUGAUAAAAACGUUCAACUAUAAGAAUACAGAAAAAGGCUUUUUUGUAAGGUGUGAAAAUGUCUUGAUGUGAGGGUAAAUUUUAGCCAUACACAUUUGCUGCUACAAGAAAGCAUAUUAUUUAGUUAUUUUACAUUUGAUAUUUUUAAAGGGAGAUUUAUUCACAGUGACGAGCAGCAGUUUAAGUAUCAAAUCCAAGCCCACUACUAAUGUUGAGGGUGGCACUAACAAAAAAUACAUAAUAGGACAUUAGUCAUGUAAGUUGUGCUGUAUCUCAAAUACAUUUGAGCUUGACUGUGUUGUUCUACCAGUGAAUAAAGAAUUA
This is a messenger RNA of Triplophysa rosa, 2621 nucleotides long. RefSeq names its product Mab-21 domain containing 2 (gene mb21d2). The record is from RefSeq and is a predicted model, not a curated record. NCBI's taxonomy places the organism in Eukaryota, Metazoa, Chordata, Actinopteri, Cypriniformes, Nemacheilidae. The transcript has 2 exons. Bases 189 to 1712 code for a protein of 507 amino acids.